Messenger RNA from Vigna radiata var. radiata (mung bean), 730 nucleotides. Its product is annotated as olee1-like protein. The transcript has 2 exons. NCBI's taxonomy places the organism in Eukaryota, Viridiplantae, Streptophyta, Magnoliopsida, Fabales, Fabaceae. Bases 27 to 539 code for a protein of 170 amino acids. The record is from RefSeq and is a predicted model, not a curated record.
AAACAAAUACUGAGAAUCAGAAGAAGAUGGAUGUGAGAAUAGGGUUUAUGGUGUUUCUGUGUGUUCUUCCAGUGAUGGUCUCAGCCAUACGCCCUCACCUAACCCCUUUCUAUGUCAAGGGUCGUGUGUAUUGUGACCCUUGCCGUGCUGGUUUUGAGACACCCCUCACUACCUACAUUGCUGGUGCGGAGGUUACUCUGGAAUGCAAGGACAGAAUCAGAGCUAACAUUGUGUACAGCAAGACCGUUAAGACCGAUUCCUCAGGAUCAUAUACGAUCUUCGUAGACGCGAAUCAAGCAAACCAAAAUUGUGACGCGAGUCUUGUAACCAGUUCUCUACCUGACUGCAGAGAACCCACUCCAGGGCGUGACCACUCACGUGUUAUUCUCAAUCGCUACAAUGGUAUUGCUACCAAGGAUAGGUUUGUCAACAACUUGGGUUUCAUGAAGCAAAAGGUUGUAUCUGCUUGUGCAAAGAUUUUCAGGCGAUACCGAGAUAAUGAUGAUGAGGAGGAGGAUUCACUCAAUUCUUUGUUUUAGUGUUUUAUUGCAUGUUAGUGGGUGCAGAUUUGAAUAAUUGAGCGUAGGUUCUUCUUGAUCGGGCUACAGUUGUUGCAGUUCGCUAGUGAAUUUCAUGGUUAUGUAUUUGGCUAUUGUUCUUUUAUGGAGAGUAGUCAUGUUAAGUUUUUUUUUUCAUAAAUACUUUGAUAUAUAUAAACUUUUUAUAUUUA